Molecule: messenger RNA, 1848 nt
Organism: Leptosomus discolor (cuckoo roller)
Lineage: Eukaryota; Metazoa; Chordata; Aves; Leptosomiformes; Leptosomidae
Source: RefSeq, a predicted model, not a curated record
UUUGUUUUUUAAAGAGCCUUCUAAUUCAGGGGGUCUUUUUUGUCAAUUAUGAAACCUUUCCUUGUACUAGCACUCUGCUGCAGUUUUUUGUCUAGCAGAGCCACCCCUCUUCCAUUUGAGUUUUCGGACUGUGAUGACCCUGAUGUCUUUAAAGCUGUUGACACAGCACUGAAGAAAUACAAUGGAGACGGAGCAACUGGUAAUCAAUUUGCCCUAUACAUGGUGAUGGAAGCCAAGAGAACUGCAGGUCCUGACACACAAUUCUAUGUGAAAUAUCGAAUACACGAAACCACCUGUGCCACUGAGGAAAACAAACUCUGGCAAGACUGUGAUUACAAAGUACCUGCAGAGGCUAAAACAGGAGAAUGCACAGCUCGAGUUCACAUGAAUAAUGCUGAAAAAACAAGUAAUGUUUCGCAAGAUUGCAAAAUUUUUCCAGCUACGCCAAAGAUACCACUUGGUAAGGCUACCUGUCUUGGAUGCUUCCAUCCUAUAUCAAGUGACAGUUCAGAAGUAUCAGAAAUACUGAAACAAGCCAUUCAAAAUUUUAACAGGCACAGUGCUGAACCUGCCCUUUUUAAGCUUGUGGAAAUAAAAGAAGCUAAAAGACAGGUGGUAGCUGGAUGGAAUUAUGUAAUCAAAUAUGAAAUCGAGGAGACUAAUUGCUCCAAAGACCAAUUUCAAGAUUUAACUCGAGAGUGCAAAACCACUUCUAGAGGUCGUGUAGCUAAAUGUGAUGCCAAAGCAUAUGAAAAUCCUCAAGCGAAGAUCAUAGAUAUUGCAAGCCAAUGCAAGCUUACAGUUGAAGACAUGGUAAUUCCCGCCACUCACGUUGGUUGCCCAAAGACUAUCCCAAAAGACAGCCCAGAACUGAAAGAUCUACUGAAGGUUUCUAUGGAGAAGUAUAAUUCGGAGAGCAACGAUGAUUUCUACUAUAAAGGCGGAAACAUAGAAGCAGCAACAGUUCAGGUGGUUGAAGGACACAACUAUCAUUUAACAUUUUCAAUCCAGAAGACAAACUGCUCAAAGACAGAGUUCGAAAAACUUAAUGAAGACUGUGAAGCCACAUCAGACAGUGCAUUAACAUGUGAAGCACAAAUUCAUGUGAUUCCAUGGGAGAAUAAAAUCGUUCCCCAGGUUAACUGCUCUAAAGAACGGACAGCGGCUGUGUUAGUAAGAAGGCCUCCUGGAUUCACACCUUUCCGAAGAUUUGCUGCACUAAACCAGCCACAUCAAAUUUUAUGCUCUGAUACGUAUGAAGAAGAAAGGCAAAGACCUAGCGAAGAAACGAGAAAAGAUGGUGGACAGGAACCAGAACAUGAAGGUGAAUCUGAGCAUAAACACAGGCAUAAACAUGGGCAUAAACACAGGCAUGGUUAUAAAAAGGACCAUGAGUCUCACAAAAGGCAUAGGCAUGAAACUGGUAGCAGGCACAGAACUGGCCAUGGGUGUGGGCAUAAAAACCACAGUAAAAAUGGUAAACAUAAACAUCCAAACCACAAAUCUUCUGAGGAGUCCAAUGAAAGGGUUUUUAAUCAAAACCAAACCCUCCCAUCAUCCAGUGCUGAAACAGCAUCAGAGCUAGUUAAUCCAGGGGUUGCAAGAAGGGAAGCCAGUACACUUGCAGAACCACUAAUUAUUCCUGAUACUUCUUUAUUUAAUGCGUUGCCAGAUCGCCCAGAAUCUCCUUCCCCUAGAUGUCCUGGAAAACCAUGGAAACUAAUUACAGACCUUCCAGGUCCUUCUAGCUUUUCCACAGAAUUCACAAAUGAGGAUCUCUUGCCUUCCACAACAGAAAACACCAAUCUAGCAACAGAAGACUUUGAUCUCUCAGAUGCUUUAGUAUAA